Molecule: messenger RNA, 3686 nt
Organism: Portunus trituberculatus (swimming crab)
Lineage: Eukaryota; Metazoa; Arthropoda; Malacostraca; Decapoda; Portunidae
Exons: 1
Coding region: 1371-2165 (264 amino acids)
Molecular function (GO): zinc ion binding
Source: RefSeq, a predicted model, not a curated record
GGUGAUGGUGGUGGUGUGAUUCAUGGCUCGGCUGGGAGUAGGGGGGCGGCGGCAGGCAGGGAGUCACGUGAGGCUUAUUCCAGGUCUCGCCAGCUCAGGGAUGUUUUGGGCCGCGGCGCUGCUCCGACACAUGAGUUAAAUCAACACUCUGUGCCGGGGCGCCAUCGCCUGAUCGAUUCCCGUGCUAAAGAGGAACUAUCCGAUCCCGGAUCCCGAGCAACCUCCGCCCGAGGCGCCGCGAUCUCCUGGCGAGGCACGCAGGAGACUCAGCUGGGGGAGGCGGCCGGGCAUCACAGGCAGCCUCAGGAGGAAGGGGUCAGCGAUCCACACACUGGCUCGCGCGGUGACACUGAGCGCUGGACGAAACGCGGUGAGAAGUGUGAGAGAGCGCCGCCUGUUUUUCGAUCAGGAACAGGAAAUGCAAAUGCCAUUUCUGAAGCCGAGGCAGGGUCGUCAGGGACAUCCGGCAGCGUCCCGCAGACCGAGCCGGCGACCCCCCCGCCCCCCUCAGAGAGCCUCUUCCCGUGGAAGAAAAAGUGGAGAAGCGUCACCGAGCGCACCUCAGUGGCCUCCACGCGACACACGCAGGGCGAGACUCUUGGCACUUCCUCGGGCAGUGAUUCAAAACAGGCCGUGCAGCACCGUCCCCUCAGCACUCAGCACUCAGGGCCGGCGGCUGGCGGUGCGGAUGACGGACAGCCUUCACACUCAUCCCGUGGCUCACUUGAGACGUUCGCUGUAGGACAUGUGCCGAGUUGCCAAGACAACGCUGCUGGCGAGGCACGGACGCGAGUGCCACAAGACGCCGCUGGUACAAGCCAGACAGACGAGACGCCUGCAGGGAGCACUCACUCAGAUCACAAGACGGGAGUCCAGGCUGGGGAGGCGCGUGAUGCCAGCGAGAGGAAGAAUGUCAGGAGCGCUUCUGUUCUCAAGGGAAACAGGAGGAUGUCAGAGUGGCUGGCGUCCCUGAGCAACGAUGAAGGCAAACAGUCCACUCAGACACCUGACCCUGCUCCACAAACAAUGCCUGUCUCACACGACGCCGGGGGACACACUGGGGACACGGAGGCUCUGCCACUACCACUGUCACGGAAAACACGGCCAAGCUCAAUUCACGCCUCUCUCAGGAACGCUACAAGCCCCGCGCUACCAGCACCACCCUGACGGAGGAGACACAAGCUCCGGCCAGAACAAACCUGUCGUACCUUCUGACGCGGUUACAGAGCACCGAGGUGAAGAAGGCAUCUUAUAAUCUUGAUGAGGACGAAGACGAGUUGUAUUACGUGACCUCUGAGGACGAGGAGGACUUAGAAACACACCAGCAGGACCAGCAGACACACAACUCAAGCACAAGCGAGAAAACAAACAUGAAAGAGAAUGGAAACUCUAGAAUAUCAACAAAAUUCUCUGCAAACCAAAGCCGGGACUUCAUGGAGACGACAGACGAGCCAGACAGCACGACGCGGCGACGCAACACACGACGCGACACUGACAAACAUUCCAACAAGGGCGCGGAGGAGGCAGCGAGCCGGCAGGAGCAACAGGAGAGUGAGGAUACGGAUGAGGAUUGUCUCGACGCCCCGUAUGAAGGUCCUGAGGUCGACGAGGGUGAAUACAAGCCUGGUGUUGGCCUGUGCUCCUCCCACGGCCUCAUGCUGCACCUGUACUGCGAAGACUGCGAGGAGUGGGUGUGCGACGACUGCCUCAAGGUGCUACACAGGCCGCGCCCGAAAGGCUCCUGCCGCGUCAUCACCGCCGCUGAGGGAGUGAACCAAAUGAAGGUGAGCCACGAAUCCUUCCUCGCUUCAAGAACAAACACCUUAGAUUACUUCAGGGCGGAGCUGCACAGGAUCAUUGCCGAGUGUGACAACAGCAUCAACCUGCACGGGGACAAUCUGCGGCACCUGGAGGAACAGAUCGAGGAGGAACAGAGGCUGGUGAGGGGAAUAGAGUCGAUGCGGUCCCUGGCGAAGGAGAAGCUGGGUCAGGUGAACUACUGGGAGGAAGUGUUACAGAAGAACCUGUCUCGCAUCGAUAGCUCGGCGUCGUCCAGUGACGUGAUCGACGCGGUGAGGGAAAGUUCCAGCGACAUCCUGCAGAAGGCGAUGGAAGCGGUGUCCCUGGAGGCGGGCGCUGGGUUGCUCCUGUCCCCACCUAAUUAGUCCUUUGACCGCCGGGACACAUCGAGGAGAAGGGAUGGUGGGAGCAGGAGCUGUGAUCUAUUGGUGCAGCGUCUCAGGCUUAACUAAUUGGCCUGAUGCAAGUUCAAGGGAUUGUUUGGAAAGGCAACACUAACAGUGACAGGAGUGACCAAGUAAUACCUGUGACAUUGUACCUGUGUUUGUGCGCCCGGUAAAUUCUAAGGUCUUUUUAAUGAAGCAACAAGCGCCAGUCUUAAUAUGAUUUGAAAACCACAACUUCAUCACACGCUUUCUCACUUCCACUUCUUGCUGAGACAAUCCAUCACUUUUUAGUUAAUGUUCUUGCCGUAGUGGUCAAAGUUUCUACUCUUGUCUCAUAAUUCGACUCCCCCAAAAUGCCAUGUAGUGCCAAGAAAAAAAGCAUUAUUUCAAGUUAAUGUUCUUGGCGUAGUGGUCAAAAUUUCUACUCUUGUCCCAUGGUUCGAGUCCCCAAAAUGCCAUGUGGUGCCAAGACAAUGCAUUAUUUCAAGUCACUAUUUACGCUGCAGUGGUCAAAAUUUCUAGUAUCUUAUGUCUCGAGUCCCCCAAGGCGCCGUGUCGUGGAGGAUGCAGUGCUGCGGUAACACUGGAGUGGCUGGCUGGUGAUCCUUCGUGUCAUGUAUAGUGAGAUUGCAUCAGUGAGUGGCGAGUGUUGUGUCGGAGCCUCGGGAAACUCUACAAGCUGAUUCCUGAUUCUAUUUGUGUGUUGUGAGCGAGUUGCAAAUGUGAUCUUUUUGUUGUCGUGGUGUUUGUCGUAAAUAUCAACAGUUUUAUUUGCUAUUACUACUGCAACUUCUCUUAUCUUCGUGCUACUACUACUACUACUACUACUACUACUAUCACUAUCACAGUAAAAUCAACAUCUAGUAUUAAUGUUCUUAUCACUCUUGCUGCCACUACUACUAACAUUAUUAUUAUUAUUAUUAUUAUUAUUACUACUAUUACUACUACUACUACUACUACUACUACAAAAACUAGAGUGAUAAAUCUUAAAACACAAGCACUUCCACCCUACAUUUCCUUCUACUUAUACUUAAACACUUUACGGACACUGACAGGAAGAGCUAAUUAACAGGUAAACGUGUACUGAAUCUGUGCAUACUUGAUCUUAUGUACGUUUGUGUGUACGUGGAAAUCUUAGCUGUAAUACUGAAUAAACUGUCUCUUUCUUAAUUAGGCUAAACGAAAAAGACUAUUAGGAUUAUUUUUACUUCAUAACUAUAUCAGCAAUAAGAGAGAGAGAGAGAGAGAGAGAGAGAGAGAGAGAGAGAGAGAGAGAGAGAGAGAGAGAGAGAGAGAGAGAGAGAGAGAGAGAGGACAAAAAUAUUAAAAGCCGAUUUUCUUUAAUUUUUCUAGGGGAGACGUAGCUAAUUACUUAUGUACUGACUCUAAAGGCGAGAUUGCCGUGCCUUUCAAUAGGAUAAUAAACUCUAUUUUGAUUAUUUGUUGGAUAAAUUGUCGUAGUAAUGUUCUGUUUGAAAUUAAUUAAGAUAAAACAAAAUC